AUGGGUUUUUGUCUGACUCACACCCAAUUCAACUUGAACCUUUUUCACACACACAACCUUCUUCUACGAAAAUCCCUCAAAACUUUAUCAUCAAUGUCGCAGGCUAAAUCCAAAAGACCCAUUUGCCCUUCAUGUUCCAAACCCACACGAACCUGUCUCUGCUCUCGAAUCCUCACUCCUCCCAUCCCUAAUUCCGUCCAUGUAACCAUCCUCCAGCACGCUCUUGAAUGCAACCACCCACUCAAUUCUACUAGAAUCGCUAAACUGGGACUCAACAAUCUCACGAUUGCAACUGUUUCUGAUGUUAAUUUUCAAUCUCGCUUCCUUAUUCGACUUUUACAUUCCAUUUCUAAUUCUCUUGAUAAUGUGUCUAACGGUUUGUUUGCUCAAAAUUACGCUCAACAUGUUCUUGCUAACUCUCUUGUUGACACUGUCAAUCAUGUGAGUGAUGAUGUUAACAAAAUCCCAAUUCAUCCAAAUUGUGAUGAUAUAGAGCCUGCAAUUACUGUUACCAUUGCCAAAUAUGCAUGUGAAGCACUCUCAAAAGGGUUUUUGGUGAAGAAGUUGCAAAAGAAGCAACUCAAUAGGGAAGAAAGUGUGGAAGAAUAUGAGGAAUUUGACAUUGAGGUGAAAAACUUGAUUGUUCUUGAUGGAACGUGGGCUAAGGCUAAAAGGAUUUAUAGUGAAAAUCCUUGGCUCAACAUUUUGCCGCAUUUGAAGUUGGAAGUGAAUGAAAUGAGCUUAUACGGUGAUGUGAGGAGUCAGCCUAAAGCUGGUUAUUUGUCCACCAUUGAGAGCAUUGUGUUUGCUUUAAAGGCAAUUGGGGAGGAUCACAGGGGUUUGGAUAAUCUCUUGGAUACGUUUGAGUCCAUGGUUGGAGAUCAAAGGCGGUGUAAAGAUGAGAGACUGAGCAAACUCCUCCCUAGUUGA
Molecule: messenger RNA, 930 nt
Organism: Vicia faba (fava bean)
Lineage: Eukaryota; Viridiplantae; Streptophyta; Magnoliopsida; Fabales; Fabaceae
Source: the annotation of a GenBank genome assembly